Umbelopsis ramanniana AG is the source of this 1296-nucleotide messenger RNA. RefSeq lists its product as uncharacterized. The transcript has 7 exons. Lineage: Eukaryota; Fungi; Mucoromycota; Umbelopsidomycetes; Umbelopsidales; Umbelopsidaceae. Gene Ontology annotation, cellular component: cytoplasm; nucleus. Gene Ontology annotation, molecular function: inorganic diphosphate phosphatase activity; magnesium ion binding. Gene Ontology annotation, biological process: phosphate-containing compound metabolic process. The record is from RefSeq and is a predicted model, not a curated record. The coding region runs from base 277 to 1152 and encodes 291 amino acids.
CCAUUGAAUAUUCGGUCUAUCCUUAUUCUUCAAAAAAUUAAGCAGAGGUGCUUCAUGAUGAUGGUACGAUACGAUAUUCGAAGUCAUCGUAGGAUUAAAAAGCAGCAGCAGCAUCCUGUCAUCGCUGGCUAAUAAAAUAUUCAAUGUCCGAACUAAGCCUGGCAAUCAGCUUCCAGAUGAAGCAUCACGUCAGCCUCCCCCCAGCAUUGCAAACUCCCUGCCCCUGCUGGGACUGACUUUUUUUCUUCCUCUAUCCUUCAUCAACCAUCUGUAAGAAUGUCUGACAUUAAGACUCGUGUUGUUGGUGCGGCCAACACUCUGGAUUACCGCAUCUUCUUCGAAAAGAACGGUGUUCCCAUUUCACCUUUCCACGAUAUUCCUCUUUUCGCCAAUGCUGAGAAGACCAUCUUCAACAUGGUUGUUGAGAUCCCUCGUUGGACCAACGCUAAGCUUGAGAUCUCCAAGGAAGAUGUUCUGAACCCAGUUAAGCAAGAUAUCAAGAAGGGCAAGCUCCGUUAUGUUCGCAACUGCUUCCCCCACAAGGGUUACAUCUGGAACUAUGGUGCUCUUCCCCAAACUUGGGAAGAUCCCAACCAGGUCAACCCUGAAACCAAGGCUCGCGGUGAUAACGAUCCCAUUGAUGUCUGCGAAAUUGGUGAGCAAGUUGCUUACCCUGGCCAGAUCAAGCAAGUCAAGGUUCUCGGUAUCAUGGCUUUGCUCGAUGAAGGCGAGACUGACUGGAAGAUCAUUGUCAUUGAUGUCAAUGACCCGCUCGCUCCCAAGCUCAACGACAUUGAGGAUGUUGAGAAGCACUUGCCUGGUUUAGUUCGCGCCACUAAUGAAUGGUUCCGCAUCUACAAGAUUCCUGAUGGCAAGCCUGAAAACGUUUUCGCCUUCAGCGGCGAAGCCAAGAACAAGAAAUAUGCCACUGAUAUUAUCCAUGAGACUCACGAGGCUUGGAAGGGUUUGAUCAACGGCACCAGCGACAAGAACUCGAUUAGCGCUGUCAAUGUGACUGUCGAAGGCUCUGCUUUCAAGGUCUCGCCUGAUGAUGCCGUCAUCAAGAAUCUCCCUGCUGCAUCCAACCUCGCUCCUGCUCCCAUUGAUUCUUCCAUCGACAAGUGGUUCUUCAUUAGCGGCCAAACUGUUUAAUAGACGGGAUGUUUAAUGUACAUGAAUGAUUUUUUUCUUCACACAAUAAAAAAAAAGCACAGUGGAGAAAACCUGAAAAAGAAAAUGUUCCAAAAAUACUAAGUGCGGUUAAAGCGGCAUGGACUUUUUUUUUUUUUUUACUCC